Erythranthe guttata (spotted monkey flower) is the source of this 544-nucleotide messenger RNA. Its product is annotated as Gibberellin-regulated family protein. Lineage: Eukaryota; Viridiplantae; Streptophyta; Magnoliopsida; Lamiales; Phrymaceae. The record is from RefSeq and is a predicted model, not a curated record.
CGUGCCUUUUAAAGAAUUGCUCUCAAAACUUCACAGAGUUUCUCUCUCUUGAUAUUUGAAGGGCAACAUGCAUUAUUCUGCAGGGAAAAGGGAUAUGAUCUUCUGUUUCUUGCUUAUGUUUCUCCUUCAGCUUGUUCUCCAAAACCAUGCAACUGUAAUUUUCUCCCCAGCUCCCCAGCCACAACCACCAGGCACCUAUCCCAUGUAUGGUGCUACUCCUGGCAGCCUUCAACCUCAGGAAUGUGGGCCCAGGUGCAGUGUGAGAUGCUCGAAAACGGCGUUCAAGAAACCGUGUAUGUUCUUCUGUCAAAAAUGCUGUGGGAAAUGUCUGUGUGUGCCACCUGGCACUUAUGGUAACAAGCAAUUCUGCCCUUGCUAUAAUAACUGGAAGACUAAGAGAGGUGGACCAAAGUGCCCUUGAUUUUUUUUUUUUUUUUUAUUAUUAUUACAAUUAUAUAUAAUAUAAUUAUAAAAUAUGUACCCUGAAAAUAUUAAUUUAAUGAGCCUUAUUAAUAUUAUUCUGUUUGUAGUGUCGAUUUAUUGU